UGGGUGAAUGAAGAGGUCUCGUUCUGUGAUCUCUCGGCUCGUCGCGCACGCUGCUGCGUCCCCCUCGCCGCCCCCAACCGAUGCAUCUCAUCUCGACGCCCUCCGCCUCUUCCGCCGUGCGCACCGCCGGGGCGCCCCCCUCGCCGCUGACGCGUUCCCGCCCCUCCUCUCCGCUUGCCGCUCCUUCCCCUCCCUCGGCCGCCAAGCCCACGCGCUCAUGGUCAAGUCCGCAGCCGACCUCGACCCCGUCCCCGCCACCGCCCUGCUCGACGUGUACUCCAGGUGCGGCCUCCUCCGCUACGCCCUCGACGUGUUCGACGGAAUGCCCGUCCGGGACUCGAUCGCGUGGAACGCCUUCAUCUCCUGCCUCGUCCGGCACGGCCUCCCCGCAGACGCCAUCUCGGCCUUCCGCGCCAUGGCGGUGGAUGGAGGGUCUCCGUUCACCGGCUUCACUUUGUGUUCUGUGCUGAAAGCCUGCGCGUCCAUGCGUGCGGUUCGGCUUGGCAAGCAGAUCCACGCUCGGGUGAUUGGCGACGGCAAUGACUCCCUCGUCAUGGCCACAGCGCUUAUCGACUUCUAUUCUGGUUGCGGAAUGAUUCAGGAGGCGUUCGACGUGUUCAACAGAUUGAAUCGCGAGAAAGAUGUCGCAAUCUACAACGCCUUAAUCAGCGCGUGCUUCCAGAACAGGCGAUUCAAGGAGGCCUUCUCGGUGUUAGGACUCGUGAGGCCCAACGAGAUCACCCUUACUUGUGCUCUUUCUGCAUGCUCGGACUGUUUGAGCUUGUCCUACGGAAAGCAAGUGCACUGUGUGAUGGUCCGCCAUGGAUUCGAUUCAGAUACGACCUUGUGUAACGCCAUCGUCGAUAUGUAUGCCAAGUGCGGGGAGCUAACAUCAGGGCGAAUAUCUUUUGAACAGAUUCAUCGCAAGAACGUUGUUUCUUGGACAACCAUGAUUUCGGCCUAUGGAAGCCAUGGGCGUGGUGUUGAAGCUUGGAAGUUGUUUAAGAGGAUGCAAGAAGAAGAAAUAAGCGGUCAUGUUUCACCAAAUGCUGUGACAUUCCUUUCGGUUCUCUCGGCCUGCAGCCAUUCGGGACUGGUGGAUGAGGGGCGAGAGUGCUUGUUUGCAAUGCAGAGCAAGCAUGGCAUAGAUCCUGGGCCUGAGCAUUAUGCUUGUUUCAUCUACCUGUUAAGUGGUGCAGGUAGGAUCGAGGAGGCAUGGAAAUUCUACUGUGAUCUAAUUUUGAAUCCAGAUAAUCUGACCAGUGCAGUCUGUAUAGCUAUGCUGAAUGCUUGCAAAGCCAACAUGGAUUUGAAGAGAGGUGAGCAGAUGGCAAGGCAUCUUCUUUCGCUGGAUCCUGAUAAUCCUGGAAGUUAUGUACUGCUGGCAAACUUUUAUGCAGCUUGUGGACAGUGGGAGGGGGCAGAGUACUUGAGAAGAAUGAUGAAGGACAGAGGGUUGAAGAAGGAGGCAGGUAACAGCCAGCUUGAGUUACCUGUUGCAAUUGAAAUCUGAUGCUGCCUGAGCUACUGAGUGGAAAUCAGGCGUCUGGAUGCUAAUUAGCUUGCUAUUAUGUCAUUGCAAGUGGAUUACAUACCCUUUUAGAGGUGAGCUUUAUGUUUGAAUUGCCAUCCUAACCUCAACCAAGCACCAUUUUUUGAGGUGAGAUUAAGAUGACCAGUGGUUUACUUACAAUGUGAAAGAAAGCUUUGAGAAGCGAACUGAAAAAGAAGCUUUGAGAAGUGAAGUGAAAAGUCUCUUUCUAAAUGGGCAAAUCCAGAGCACGAGGCUCCCUUUUCGAUGUGAUACCUGGCGAGAGUCAACAUAUGCAGCUUAGCUCUAUAUUUAGAGAGACGGUUUCCAAGUCUUGAACCCUGAUCUUUUAGGUUGCAAAGAAGCAACCUCACCAGUGUACUAAGGCUCACCUUCAAAAAGAGGUCUCAUUCUAUCCAUCAUCUGUGAGAGAUUGUCAGAUACUAAGAGGAAGGCUACCGACAUAUUUAUCCUCUAAUGCCAAAUGGUGAUGUGGAGAUAUCUACUGUCUUCUUCCAUGCUUGUUGCCAAUCCAUGCCACACUCUUUGAUUUCUCCGGGGGGUCUCAACGAGUUAAAUGGAAUCAAACAAGCUCAAAAAAAAUUUUGACGACUGCAUCGAUCCAAAUGUAAGGAGGAUGAUGAUGAGGAGGUUCAUCAUCUGUUAUCACUGGUGCGAAUACUCUGUUCGUAUCAUAAAGAUGAUUUUAUUCGCAUGAUGAAUGUAAAGUAUUUCUUAUGAAAGAAUUCUUAUUAUUUGCCAUAGUUGACUAAGCCAAAAAUUACUUAUUUCUUUUGUCUUUAAAGAAGGCAUCAAUAAUAUCU
This is a messenger RNA of Musa acuminata subsp. malaccensis (wild Malaysian banana), 2355 nucleotides long. NCBI's taxonomy places the organism in Eukaryota, Viridiplantae, Streptophyta, Magnoliopsida, Zingiberales, Musaceae. The record is from RefSeq and is a predicted model, not a curated record.